UUACAAGAACAAAGGUUGAAGGUUGCGCAAGAAAGGAAUCGGAGAUUUUGGUAAUUCCACAACACAACAUAUAAAAGAAUCUAAAACACAGAACAAGACAGAGUGACAGAGUGGAGGAACAAGAACAACAUCAUCAUCAAAUCAAAUCAUGGUUGACGAAAACGAAAACUCACCCUUACUGACGUCCGAAAUCGAAGAAGAAGUGGAAGAAAUCACCACCGCAACCGCCAAUGACGGCGAUACCGCAAAACACGUCCGAACAAAGGUACCGGAAGUAGAGAUCCAUUUAUUCCGGCAAGGAAAAGGACCGAUUGUGGUGUUCAAAUCUGCUUUAGGAGGUUGGGAACAAGAUCAGCUUGAGGUUGGUGAUAUUCUUGAGAAACAUGGAUUGAAAACUGUGUUUGCUUUUAAUCAUCAGACACGUGUUCGUGGUGUUCCUGUUAGGUUUAAUCCUAGGAAUGGAAGGUCUAUUUUGACUUAUAGGGAUGGUGCUGUUGUUUAUCUCGAUGGAGAACCUAAGGACUCACUAAUUAAACCGAUUACCAGGAUCUUGAUUGGGGUAGCAAUAAUAACCCUAAUGAUAGUAAUAGUUUCGAGGGAAACUCCGGAAUGGAUGAACAAAUUCAACUUUUCUCCAGGGAACUUCUCUCCAUGGGUAUUGGCUUGCGUAGUUAUUGUCUUCACCCGCAUGAGAAAGAGAACUAAGGAUUUUUUUACAAAGCGCGGUUGGUGAAUGGACUCGUUGCUUCUGUCGUAGACUUUUAUUCUUUUCUUUCUACACACUAUCAAGUUUUCUCUAAAUUGAAUUUUUUUUUGGAUGUUAGUUAUAUCAUCAUAAAUGGUAUAGGUUAAUAAUAGAUUAUGUCACAUUUGAUAAUCCUGAUUGAUACAUGAUCUUGUUCAACAGAGUAAAGGGUUCUUUCUCUCUUCAUAUUA
Medicago truncatula (barrel medic) is the source of this 936-nucleotide messenger RNA. RefSeq lists its product as uncharacterized. Lineage: Eukaryota; Viridiplantae; Streptophyta; Magnoliopsida; Fabales; Fabaceae. The record is from RefSeq and is a predicted model, not a curated record. The transcript has 2 exons. The coding region runs from base 149 to 733 and encodes 194 amino acids.